Plectropomus leopardus (leopard coralgrouper) is the source of this 340-nucleotide messenger RNA. NCBI's taxonomy places the organism in Eukaryota, Metazoa, Chordata, Actinopteri, Perciformes, Serranidae. The record is from RefSeq and is a predicted model, not a curated record.
GCUGUUCAGUGAGGGGGGAAACUUUGCUCCUAGGGAAGUGAGACAGUUCCAGAGGAGACUGAAGGAGGAGACGAGACAGCUGCGAGGGACAGAGGAGUCCAUCUUUUCUGAGCUGGAGCUGUUUGAGUCCAGGAGUCUGCAGCAGGUGAGGGAGGCGUCGGGAUGCUUAGAGGACAAAUUGUCCCUCCUGCAGUCUGAGCUGGACUUUAUGGAGGACGUCCAGAAAAUCAUCAGCAGAACCAGGGUCCACAUCAAGGCCCAGGCAGCAGACAGCAGUCGGCAGCAGCACGACAUCAGCAGCUGCCUGCAGGAGCUGAAGAACGCCAUGGACAACACACAG